Molecule: messenger RNA, 5673 nt
Organism: Anolis carolinensis (green anole)
Lineage: Eukaryota; Metazoa; Chordata; Lepidosauria; Squamata; Anolidae
Exons: 6
Coding region: 288-3038 (916 amino acids)
Molecular function (GO): heparin binding; calcium ion binding; protein binding
Source: RefSeq, a predicted model, not a curated record
GAAGGGUUAAAAGGAGGCUCUUUGGAAAUCGGAUGCCAGGGAGUCUCCAGAAAGGCUGCGCCUCCGCCUUCUCUUCCAGCCUCUCUCUUAGGGGUCAGGCGGCUGUUUCUGGGUCGAAAAUCACUCCCAGCAACGUCGUUUCUUUGGAUUUGGUUGUGGAAUCCGAGAAGAAAGUUCUUCCCAAGCGACUGGGUUUUUGUUCUUCUGUUAGGAUCCGGGGCGCCUCCUCUUUGGACCCAGAGGCUGGAUUCACAGAGUUCCAAGGACACAUAUAAAUGUGACCAGAGAUGCUGUUGGGACAGCCCAGCUGGACUUGCUGUUGCUGGCUUGUUGUGUGCUUUUGGUUUCUGACUGGAGAGGGAAGAGACGUUAGCACCGAACUCUGUAGAAGCCCCCCAUGUAGCAGGAGCAGCCAGGAUGAGCAACCACCUGGCAGACAGCUGUGCCAAGGAUCCCAUUGCUCAGGCAGGGCAAAUCGCUCCUCCCGUACUUUUGCCCACAUGGGCACCUUUGUGCGAGGACAACCCCACAGCAAGCUAUACCUAUCUGUCCAACAACAGCAGGAGCAAUAUCCUCUUGUGGGGAGAGGUGUUGAACAUGCAUCUCUGGCCAUGAAGAACACAAGGGAGAAUUGCCCAGGAGGAGGAGACUGCACCCCAAGGGCUCCGAAUGGCACUGCCCAGAAUUGCAAAGGCUUUGAGUGUAGGCUGGCCCUGCGCAUUCGCCAGAAGCCCAGACUAGCUGGUCAGGCUAUGCCAUGCUCACCGAACCAGGGAGAAGGAUGUCCUGAACCCACACUGGUCAGAGCAGCUGAGAUAGCUGCCCAGUUCAUUGGGGAAGACCUUGCUUACACAGCGUCGGAUUUAGGAGGUGGCGCUCUAGGCGUUCAGCUUACGUGUGAUGUUAAACCAGGAGAAAACGAAGUCCCAUCAGAAGAUGCACUUGUGCUUCAGCUCCAGCUUACCAAAGGGCAAGAGAAAUUUGUUGAAGCUUUGAAGAGCCAGCAGACGUUAAUGAUGGAUUUACAGCAAAAACUAAUGGAGCAACAGAAUGUAUUGGCCACUCAGCAGCUGGAAAUUAUUGAACAACAAAGGAAAAUGUAUGAGCAAAUGGACCUGAUCAAGGUCCAGUAUGGCAUGCUUUUUGACACAGUGAAACAAAUGUCAUUUCAGGGUCUGCAAGAGGAUAUUCAGCAUUAUUUUGAAGCCAAUCUCCAAGGCCUCCAGAACCAAGCCAGGAAUCAUCUCCAGAAAUCCUACUCUGUGCAUAAAAUAGAAGUUGAUGCAAAAGUGAUUGAUAUUGGAGAACCUUUAAUGGACUGUGGCCUUUGUGAAAGUGAUGAAUUUUGCAAUUUCCAAAAUACACCCUCGCAAUGUGAAAAAUGCACCUUAUGUCCUGCUGGUUUUUUCCAGCUGUCUGAGUGUUCUUCAAAUGCUGAUCGGAUAUGUCAGGACAGAGAUGAGUGCGUUGAAUCACCAAGCAUCUGUGGGGAAAAGAUAAAAUGCCUGAACACUCCAGGAGGAUUCCGGUGUCUUGGGAUUGCAGAAAAAGAAGCUGCUUUGGGACUGUGUGGUGAGGAGUACUUCUUUAACAAAGAGCUACAGGAGUGUCAAGCAUGUCUUAUAUGUGAUACUGGGGUGGUCGCUUUCCCUUGCUCCACUGUAAGUGAUACCGUUUGUUCAACAGCCAGUGAAAGCAAGUUGUCUGAGUCAUGGGCUGCAAACCUUGUUUUCCCCUUGACAAAAUUUGGCACAUCUCAAGUCUAUCCCGGUUUCAAUUUGCCCAUCAAGGCAAAACAGGAAUGCAACAUUGGAACAGUGGCAAGCAACAGCUUAAUAUUCAAGCAACAUGGCUUAAUGUGGGCUGACUUCAAUUUUGCUGUGAAACACAGCUGCAGGAAUUUCCUCCAACUUUCUCUCAAAGUCAACAACAGUGAGGAAGGCUAUGAGCUGAGUGGGGUUCGUAUCGAACAGCCAGAAGGUAAAAUUUUCCAGGGCGUCAGCUUGAGUGGUGCUGCAGAGGUAGAGCCGAGCCAAACUCUCUCAGUGUUUUUGAAGAGCCCUAAUCAAUUCUGCAACCAAAGCAAAGAUUUAAACAUUUAUGACCUCAACACACCCUUCAGUUUGUUUUGGUUAUCACAUGAUACAGGAGCCGUGGCCAUGACUGCACAGACUACUACGGCGAUGCAUUACCAAAACAGCUAUCGACCCACCUUUAAAUUAGGUUCUGUUUCUGAUCCUUACAUGCUAACGUUGUCCCAUGAUGGGAAAGCCAUCAAGUUUACUGAAACUGGUGUUGUAAAGUUUGUGUUUCACCAAGCCUUAUACUCCAUGGGUCAGACCUGUGUCCGUGAAGGUUUUUCACUGGUUUCUUAUCUCAACAGAAAUGGCACCAAUUCAGAAUUGAUGACCGUUUAUAAGUCUGGUGUCAAUUACAGAGACACAUCAAUAUCUGCCUCCGGGGCCACCAGAGUUGGAGCUGGGGAUCUUAUUAGUUUUGAGAUCCUUUCACCAGCACAAUGCAAUGUUCGUUAUUUUGGAGAUGGUUCUGGAAUUAGCAUGCUUAGCCUCAUCUGGAUCCCAUCUGCGGUGUCUGCUGCUCUUUCAGCCUCAGUUUCCAUUAAGGGGCUGCCCACAGGAGCUGUCAGGAACAAGUUACUGGAUUUUAUGCAGGUCUCACCCAUUGAGAAGCAGGUCUAUCUGAUAUCUACUGGACAGCAUGCUCAGAAAUAUGUUUUGUUCACUGAAAGUGGAGUAGCCAGUGUUGCAUUGACUUUAAAGCUGAUCCACUCCUGUAACAUGCUCCAAGUAACUCUAAACCAGUUCACUGGUGAUCAUGUGCAACCUCAUGCAAUUGCCCAGCAAGUUGGAGGUCAAAUGCCAGAAGGAAGCAUCUGGACCAGUGUUAGCUUUCACUUUUCUUUUGAAGUUCACAAUGGUACAAUGAUAUCUAUUUCUCUUGAUUGUGUGCGUGGAAGAAUCAACCAUAUUGCUCAUGGACCUGGAACCAGCCUAUCUGUCUUAUGGAUUUCAUCCUAGCAAAUCCCAGGAUGAAACUAAAAUGUAACCAGAUGAAUGUUAGGAUUAUGGAACUAUGAGGAGGAACAUCCAGUAAGACUGUGUUGGUCGUUUUCUUUUCUCCAGCUAUAUUUGGAUGGGAGAGAAUAGAGAAGGCACAACAAGAAGAGUAUUAUAUGGUUGAUUAAAAUGGAAGUAGACUCCAUAUAGGGAAUAUAUUCUUGGACUUUGUAUGGAGCCAUGAAUCUGCAAAUACUGUGAAAGCCAUCCACUACAUGGCUGCUAGCCUCCUCCCAGUAGACUCAAAUAAAGGAAAAGCUUCAUGAGAACCACCACUCCUCUUAAUGUUCCCCCAGCAACAGCAAGAGUAUGGGCAGCUAUACCAGGAAAUCCCAAUUGGAUGGCCCCCCAUAAGGGUCUUCCUCCAGGGUCAAACCAAGGAUGGGAAACUUGGAAGCCCCUGAAUAGACUCAGAAGUGGAGUGGGCUGAUCAAAAGACAACUUGGCAACAUGGUACUACCUAAAACAAUCCUCCACCUUGUGCGACUGUGGAGCAGAACAGACAACUCCGCAUCAAUAUGCUUGUCCGCAAUGUCCUGCCCUAUGUACAGAGGAAGAAUUAUUUGAGGCCACAGACAAUGCAUUCGUUGUUGCCUGUUUUUGGUCAAAAGAUAUUUAGCCGCUUGUGCUCCUUCUAUUUAUCAGUUUUAUACUAAUUUAUGUAAUGUUUUUGAUAUGAAAUAAAACUAAACUACUUCUACUACAAUAAGAAUAAGAAUAAGAUGUGCUGGAGGACAGACUAUAUCUAGAGAGGAUAUAUUUUGUUAGACAUGUAUAAAUGAAACCAUGGAUACAGGAAUCAUUUUACUUUAUUUCCUUCUAGUUCUUAACUAACUACCACAGGCAGUGUAAUACUUUGAAUUUCAGAAUGAUUUUAUUUAUUAGAAAGAUUGGUGGGUUGUGAUGGAAGUUUAGUCCAUUGUAUCUGGAGGACUUAUGGAGCCCUCAGUGGCACAGUGGAUUAAACCACUGAGCUGCUGAACUUGCUGACUGAAAGGUUGGUGGUUCGAAUCCGGGGAGCAGAGUAAGCUCCCGCUGUUCGCCCCAGCUUCUCCCAACCUAGCAGUUCGAAAACAUGCAAAUGUGAGUAGAUCAAAAGGUACUGCUCCGGUGGGAAGGUAACAGCGCUCCAUGCAGUCAUGCUGACCACAUGGCCUUGGAGGUGUCUAUGGACAAUGCCAGCUCUUCGGCUUAGAAAUGGAGAUGAGCACCAACCCUCAGAGUCGAACAUGACUAGACUUAACGUCAAGGGAAAACCUUUACCUUUUACCUUAUCUAGAGGACCUAUGUUGCUGGAAGCUGACUGUGCAGGUUUCAAAGCUAGAACAGAGUUUUAUUUUAGAUGAUCACCAAAAAGUCCUGCUCCUGGCAAAGGAUUUAAAACAAAGCAAAAUAAAUUAUCAGCUUUUAAAAAUAAAAAUGAUUUAAGAAAAAAAUAAACAUUUUAGGCUCGUAAUAGAAUAAGCCUAGAGAUUGAGUAGCAAUGACCUUCAAGUUCAACCCAAGAAAAGCAAAAGUCUAGCAGUGAAAGUAGUUGUUCUCAGGUAUGUGUCUAUGAGCCUUCCGACCACCUGUUUUCUAGGGUUUUCUUAUUGUCGUGUGCCUUUAAGUUAUUUCUGACUUAUGGUGACCCUAAGACAAACCUAUCGCAAAAUUUGUAUAGAGAGGAUUUGUCUUUGCUUUUCUCUAAGGUUGAAAGGGUGUGAUUUGCUCAAGAUCCACGACCAAGCAGUAAUUUGAACCUUCGUCUCCUGAUGUCCAUCACUCAAGCCAUUAGACCGUGCUUUCUUUAUAUGUGACUCCGCUUUCUUUAUAUGUGAUUCCAAAAGAAAAACAUAGCACUAUCCUGUCCAAGUCAACUUCCUUUUAAGAUUCCAUUGGCUUCAGGGGUAAAACAACUAUUGAAAAUGUCAAAGAGACUUUGAAGUUCUUAAGUGGAUCAUUCUGUUCAGAAUGUUAUCUCAACUUCAUAUUUGUAGUGACCUUCAAAGUAAAAGGUAAAGGCUUCUACCUGACAUUAAGUCUAGUUGUGUCCGACUCAUCUUCAUUUCUAAGCCGAAGAGCUGGCAUUGUCCGUAGAAGCCUCAAAGGUCAUGUGGCUGGCAUGACUGCAUGGAGCGCUGUUACCUUCCCACUGGAGCAGUACCUAUUGAUCUACUCACAUUUGCAUGUUUUUGAAUUGCUAGGUUGGCAGAAACUGGAGCUAACAGCAGAAGCUCACUCCACUCCCCGGAUUCAAACCGCUGACCGUUCAGCAAGUUCAGCAACUCAGUGGUUUAACCUGCUAUGCCAUCGAGAGCUCCUGACCUUCAAAAUACUAUGUGUUUAUACGUAUAUGCAUUAUUACAUCUAAUGAGAAAAGAUGCCUUCCUAAUGGGAUUUAAAGGACUAUAAACAUUUUUAAUCUCCAACUUCUGAGCCUCUUCAAAAUUCCAGAAAAAUCCUUCUUUAAAAGCAGCUUAAGUGAAUCAAUGAAAUUUGUUGUUUUUUGUUAAAAGUCAAAACAUUAAUGUUGAGUGUGCACUCUAAAUAUCUGACGUUAUAAAGAAUGUAUCAAAAUAUCUUUUAUUGCUUUUAAUAAAUGUUAUGCAUUUUA